Messenger RNA from Mauremys reevesii (Reeves's turtle), 1631 nucleotides. It is a transcript of the gene PDLIM3, whose product is annotated as PDZ and LIM domain 3. Gene Ontology annotation, cellular component: stress fiber; adherens junction; Z disc. NCBI's taxonomy places the organism in Eukaryota, Metazoa, Chordata, Testudines, Geoemydidae. The record is from RefSeq and is a predicted model, not a curated record. Gene Ontology annotation, molecular function: muscle alpha-actinin binding; actin binding. Gene Ontology annotation, biological process: actin cytoskeleton organization; heart development; muscle structure development. Bases 290 to 1375 code for a protein of 361 amino acids. The transcript is spliced from 8 exons.
UGUAAACUCCACAGAGCAUCCAGACUGUUUUACCAAAGUUGGUACUCCCCCGUGGGUGGAGGAGACAAGAGACGGGUGACGUCAUACAGGAGAAGGGAUAAAGUGCUGUUUCUGCAGCUGUGGGAUGAGAAAAAACUUCUUAGGCGUAUAAAGGAUCUGCUGCCCUGUCCAGCAAAGACACUGCUGACAGGAUCUUUAUUCCUACAGCUCAGCCUUCAGCUCCCUUUACCAAGCUGGGGAAAAAAGAAAAAUAAUCCAGUAAUAAUAGCUGUCAGAAGAUUGGUGUACAAUGCCACAGAACGUCGUUCUCCCAGGACCUGCUCCUUGGGGAUUCAGGCUGACAGGAGGGAUAGAUUUUAACCAGCCUUUGAUCAUAACCAGGAUUACUCCAGGAAGCAAGGCUUCAGAAGCCAAUUUAAGUCCUGGUGAUGUCAUUCUAGCUAUUGAUGGCUAUGGUACAGAGAACAUGACUCAUAAUGAUGCACAAGAGAGAAUUAAAGCAGCAUCACAUCAACUUUGUCUCAAAAUUGAGAGGGCAGAAAGUAGAUUAUGGUCUCCACAAGUUUCAGAAGAUGGCAAAGCUCAUCCCUUUAAAAUAAAUUUGGAAGCUGAUCCACAGGAUACGAACUACUUUGAACACAAGCAUAAUAUUCGUCCCAAACCUUUCAUAGUCUCAGGCCGAAGCAGUGGAGGCAGUACUCCUUCCGGUAUUGAUGGUGGCAGUGGACGUAGUACCCCCUCUUCUGUUAGCACUAUCUGCCCUACUGACUUGAAAGCUGCAGCUAAGAUGGCCCCUAACAUUCCCUUGGAAAUGGAACUUCCUGGUGUCAAGAUUGUACAUGCUCAGUUUAAUACACCUCUGCAGAUGUACUCAGAUGACAAUAUAAUGGAAACACUGCAGGGCCAAGUUUCUACAGCUCUGGGGGAAAAUCCCUCAAUGAGUGAACCAGUACCAACCUCUGUACCUCAAUCUGAUGUGUACAGGAUGCUGCAUGACAAUCCGGAAGGGCCCAGUCAACCACGUCAAUCUGGCUCAUUUAAGGUGCUCCAGGAUUUAGUCUCCGAGGAUUCUGAUGGACGUCCCGUUGGUACCAGGAGCGUGAGAGCACCAGAAACAAAGAUGCCUUCUGGUGCAGGAAGUGUACAAAAAGUGCCAUUGUGUGACAAAUGUGGAAAUGGCAUUGUUGGUACAGUGGUGAAGGCACGUGACAAGUACCGGCACCCAGAAUGCUUUGUGUGCUCUGACUGCAAUACCAACCUAAAACAAAAGGGCUACUUCUUUGUGGAGGGACAAUUAUACUGUGAAACUCAUGCGCGAGCCCGCAUGAGGCCACCAGAGGGAUAUGAAGCAGUUACCGUUUAUCCAAAGUGCUAGUCCUAUGCUAACGGACACACACGCAUGCACACAAAAAGACAUUAUCAGCUUAGAGCCACAAUACAACUGACUGAACUUACUGCCUUAAUCCAAAGUAGCAGAUUUUAAACAUUUUCUUUUGGAGGUGGGAGUGAUGCAGAAGCCUCAUUAGCCAGCAAUAGCAUAUAUACCAGUAACAUUUUGCAAAGUAAUUAUCUUUGAAGCUGCCAGUGUAAUUUAAUGGAGUAUAAGGCAGCAACUCCUAUAACUCAAUCCC